This is a messenger RNA of Cornus florida, 776 nucleotides long. Its product is annotated as photosystem I reaction center subunit N, chloroplastic. Gene Ontology annotation, biological process: photosynthesis. The transcript is spliced from 3 exons. Lineage: Eukaryota; Viridiplantae; Streptophyta; Magnoliopsida; Cornales; Cornaceae. The coding region runs from base 119 to 637 and encodes 172 amino acids. Gene Ontology annotation, cellular component: chloroplast photosystem I. The record is from RefSeq and is a predicted model, not a curated record.
CUUCCACAUCUCUCCCCAUCAAACUAUCCAUAAACCAAAAACACCAACACAGCCUCUUCAUUUUUCAUUUUGUAAAGGGUCAAGUGAGCUCACAAUUUUCUUUUUGUAGCAACUAACAAUGGCAACCAUGAACUCCAGUGUGCUAGCAUGCAACUAUGCCAUCUCUUCUGGUGCUGGAUCACCAGAGCUCAACUCAAAGACUGUUUCUUCACAAUCACUUGUAUCCUCAGUUAAAUUACCUGUGAUCAGGGCCAAACAUGCCAGAGUUUCUGAUUCGAAAGAGCCAAUCCGUGCCGGGAAUGACGGAAGAAGAGCUGCACUUCUUGGCCUUGCAGCUGCACUUUUCACCACUGCUGCCUCCACCUCCUCUGCCAAUGCAGGCGUCAUCGAAGAUUAUCUCGAAAAGAGCAAAGCUAACAAGGAAUUGAAUGACAAGAAGAGGUUGGCCACAAGUGGUGCAAACUUUGCACGGGCAUAUACAGUUCAAUUCGGCACCUGCAAGUUCCCGGAGAACUUCACCGGCUGCCAAGAUCUGGCCAAGCAGAAGAAAGUGCCAUUUUUAUCUGAGGAUUUGGCGUUGGAGUGCGAAGGAAAGGACAAGUUCAAGUGUGGUUCCAAUGUGUUCUGGAAAUGGUGAAGUGUGAAAGCUGCUUGCGUGUGUCAAUGUGUCAAUCAAAUUCUCCCCAACAUGUAUUUAAUUUCCAUUAAGACUUGUACUCUAUUUGUUCUGUCGUCUUUUCUCUGUUUCUAAGUUUUAUUGCUUGAUCCUUGUUCUA